AUGUCUUGGGCUCCACCACACGGCGGCCCUCCGCCUGGUCAAGGCCAACCACCACCGUUCCAACAAUGGGGAGCCCUCCCAGUGCGACCGCCAGCAAUGGCUCCGAUGCCCCCAGCAAUGGCUCCGGGCGGCCCACCACUCCCUCCAGGCCCCGGCCAACAGCCUCAGCCACAGUGGAUCGCGCACACGAACAGCGCAGGAAAGACAUACUACUACAAUCCCGCGACGCGAGAGAGUGUGUGGGAGAAGCCGGAUGUGCUGAAGACGCCGCUGGAGAAAGCGUUGUCGUCGACGGGGUGGAAAGAAUACACGUCUGCGGAUAACGGGAAGAAGUAUUACCACAAUCCUAAAACGAACGUCACGACAUGGGAGAUACCAGAUGAUAUCAAAGCCAUUCUUGACGCUGAGAAACUAGCGGACACACCAGCGACUGCAACGAAUGAGCCGUCCGAGGCGAACGUGAUAGCCGUCUACAAGAAGGAUGUCGAACGCCCGCAGCUGCCGCAACAACCACCGCCUAGUCAACAUAUGGACAACCGUAAUAAAAACCUGAAUGUCAACGUGAACUUCAACACGCGGGAAGAGGCGGAGGCAGCUUUCAAGGGGCUUUUGGCUGAAACGGGAGUAACGCACCACUGGACAUGGGAACAGACCAUGCGCGAAGUCAUCGACCAGCCCAUGUACCGCGCCCUUAAAACCCUCGCCGAGCGCCGCUCCGCCUUUGACCAAUACGUCCACGAGAAACGCAAAGAGGAAGCCGACGCCCGCAAAGCCAAAUACGACCAAGACCGCGUGAACCUCCGCACCCUCUUUUCCGAGCGACACGACGAGAUCGGGCCCCGGACGCGGUAUAGGAAAGCCAUCGCCCUGCUCGGCGACGACGAGAUCUUCCAGGCGGUCGAGGACCCGGACCGCGAGGCGAUAUUCCACGAGUACGUUGAAGAUUUGAAAACGAAGGAGAAGGAUGCGAUCAGGGAAACGCGGAAGGAGAAUGUGGGCAAGUUUGAGCGGAUCCUGCAACGGCUCACUGCCGAGGGACUCGUGACGAUCGAAACGACGUGGGAGCAGGCGCAGGCGCUGUACAAAGCGCAACCGGAGUACAGGGCCGAUCGCAAACUGCAAGCGAUGGAACCGAUCGAUUUUCUCCUCACUUUCGAGUCCCACAUCAACGCCCUCGUCUCCAAAUAUCGCGCAAAGAUCGAUGGCGAACAGAGGGCGAAACGGCGAGACGCGCGUAAAGCCCGGGACGCGUUCCGGGCGCUGUUGGCUGAGUUGAAGGAGAAUGGAACGAUUAAUGCAAAGACGCAGUGGUUGCAUGUCUACCCCGUCGUGAAAGACGACCCCCGGUUCGUUGCGCUGCUGGCCCAGCCUGGAUCCACCCCGCUGGAUCUCUUUGGAGACCUGGUGGUGGAACUUGUGGAUGAGUUUAGGAGGGAAAGGCGGAUUGUGGAGGAUUUGCUUAAGUCGUCAACAAAGGAGAUCCGCGCCGACACAACCUUCGAAGACUUCUCGCAGCUCGUCCUCUCCCUAGACGAGACCCAUUCCGUGAACAUCAAACCUACCACCAUCCAUUUCGUUUACGAGGAGACGAUGGAACGAGCAACAGCCCUGGAAAAAGAAGCUGCCCGCAAAGCCGAAAAGAAACUCCGCAGGAAAAAAGAUGACCUCAAAUACGAUUUGAAGCAUCUCGUGCCGGCUGUCGGGGUUGAUGAAGCGUGGGAGGCGGUUAAGGAACGGAUACGUGAAAGCUCGGCGUACGAGGCGUUGGAGGAAGCGCAGCGGGUUGAAGUUUUCCAGAAGUUUAUUGCGCGGUUGAAGGAAAAAUCCGACCGCAAGAAACCCGCGACGGACGACGACGAAGAAGGGUCUAUCCGCGAUUCGGAAGCGGUGGACCGGAAACGGAAACGAUCGUCGAAACACGAUAAAAUCUCGUCGCGCGAUAGGGAGCGUGAGCGUGAGCGUGGGGGUGGGGGUGAGAGGGACAGAGAGCGGGAUCGUGGCGGCGACCGUGACAGGGAUCGGGAUCGCGAUCGUGGUGGUGAGCGGGACCGUGACCGAGACCGGGACAGCCGCAGCAGAAAGCACCGACGGCACCGGUCGCCGUCUCUCACCGACAACGAUGGGGCCGGCGGGGAGAGGGCGAGGUAUAAACGCCGUCGGUCGCGGUCGGUUGAGGGCGGUGUGAAAGGACAUUAUGAGAAUGGGAAUGGGAAUGGGAAUGGAGGUGUGGAAGUUGGGGCGGGGGGGAGUGUUGCGGAUGAUAGCGCUGAGGAGGGGGAGUUGCGGUGA
Molecule: messenger RNA, 2289 nt
Organism: Fimicolochytrium jonesii
Lineage: Eukaryota; Fungi; Chytridiomycota; Chytridiomycetes; Spizellomycetales; Powellomycetaceae
Exons: 11
Coding region: 1-2289 (762 amino acids)
Biological process (GO): mRNA cis splicing, via spliceosome
Cellular component (GO): U2-type prespliceosome; U1 snRNP
Molecular function (GO): protein binding; RNA binding
Source: RefSeq, a predicted model, not a curated record